AUGGCGUUCCCAGCAACUCCGCAAAAGCCUCUGCCUGGUGCGUAUUUUGCGACACCUGCGCCCUCCCGUUACGCAAAAAGUGCUCCCUUUUAUCAACCAAAUUUUACUAAACAAAGUGAUAAUGAGGCGCCAAGUAAUUCCGCAUCAGAAAACGUAGAAGCAGCAAAGAUGGAAGCUUUGAAGCCAGUGCAACGCGGUGCAAGGACAAUCAAUGAAGUCCUUCAGAGAGAGGCUAAUUUUCCAGAUCUGGACAGUUAUGUGAGACAGGGUAUCUCAUCUGACUAUAAUGUUUCACACGGCCAGACAGAAGCCGCCUGGUCGCCUUUCCAAAAAACCAAAAUGUAUGAUAUUCCUGAUAGAAUAUUCGAACAGUAUAACCGCGCUGAAGUUUCCACUAUGAUGGGGUUGUUCGCGGAAAUAAAUCAUGCAUGGGUUACAAUAGAUAACUGUUUGUACUUGUGGGAUUAUACAGAUCCUAACCCAGAAAUUAUUGGAUAUGAAGAUCAGUCAAACAGCAUUACAGCCUUAAAGUUGGUUGUACCUCGAGCUGGCGUUUUCAUUGUUGAUGUCACUCAUUUACUUGUAGUUGCCACUACGAUAGAAAUAAUUCUACUAGGAGUUAGCUGUAAAUGUGAGGCUAAAGGAUCAAGCCAGCAGGAUUCGAAGAAUACGAAAAAAGUUUCUCUAUACGCGACUCGGAUGUCACUAUCUAUACGAGGCAUCAAUAUUCAUACUAUCGAAGGAUCCAGGGAAACCGGUCGCGUAUUUUUUACGGGCAAAGCCGAGCCCAGCGUCUAUGAACUGACGUAUCAACAAGAAGAAAAAUGGUUUGCUAAUCGCUGUGGAAAAGUUAACCAUUCAUCUCCAGGAUAUGCAGCUCUGGUGCCAACUAUUUGGGGAGCGAAAUCACAGGAGUAUGUCGUACAGAUAGUUAUUGAUGAUUCCCGAGGUCUAUUGUACACUUUAUCAUCAGAAUCUACCAUACGUACAUAUCAUAUGGACACUCCUUCAACACUAAAGCAGGUUAUUGAGAAAAAACGUCAUGAAUGCCUUCGAGACAUCAGCCACAUGAUAUCCCAAUCCAUAUUAUUGACAAAUUCGAUGAAAAUAUGCUCUAUAAGCUCAAUUUCGGCGAAAGAAGGUUCAAAGUUACAUAUGAUGGCUACAACAACAACUGGCUGCAGGCUGUUCCUAAGCGCAACGCGGGGAUAUGGAUAUGUAAGUGGUCAAGGUGCACCUCAAAGUAUGCAAGUCCAGCACAUAAAAUUUCCACCACAAAGCGAGUCCCAAACUACGGGUGCUUCUCAGCCACAAACAUAUGGUCUAGAACCAGUUACAGAGACUUCAUCACUUGCACUAUCUUAUACGCGGAUUGGCUCACGCUUUCCUCCAGGGCUCAACUUAUUCCUUAUAACCGAACGUGAUAGAAAUGGGCACGAUCUACUCUUCUUAACUAGUCCAGACACUGGUAGAAUAGCAGCACAAGCCCGUGGUCUCACAGCUCAAACACUUAGAUAUUUUGAACAGUCAUGCUGGCUUGAUUUAAAUAGUCACGCCGAAGAUAUAGGCUUAGUGACUAAACCAUAUGAGCCAACAACACAACCUAUUGGGUUCGGCAACGAGCUAGCCGUGCAGUUUGAAGAUGUGAGUCAAGAGAUUGCUAUCUUGACGAAUACUGGGAUUCAUAUCAUUCGAAGAAGAAGGUUAGUUGAUAUUUUUGCAGCUGCUAUCAGAAAUUAUAGUGGCGAUGAGGGACUCGAAAAAGAAAUUAAAAAGUUUAUUCAAUAUUACGGAAGGGCAGAAACAACAGCUACUGCGCUUGCUGUGGCUUGUGGACAUGGCAGUGAUUUUGUUCCAGGCGAUACCAGGAUUGCACGAACUAGCAAUUCAGAGACCUUAGAGCUUGCCAGAAAAUGCUUUGUCGAAUAUGGAGGGCGGCCUUCGUUCAAUGAAAAUGUAGCCUUGGAAGGAACAAACCAUGCUGUUGAUAACGUACAGCCAUCUUCUCGGCAUGAGGGGCUCGCAAUAUACAUGGCAAGACUAGCUCGUCCUGUAUGGAAGUUGCCAGUAAUCACACGGACUAUUGACGACUCUGGAAGCGCGAAGCAGAUAGGUUCGACAAUUGACAUCGCACAAUUAACUCGAAUUCAGGAAGAUCUCAUGAGAGUAACGAGUCAGCAAGAAGAGAUCGCACUUCAGGGCGAACAUCAAGCCCUCCACUCCCUUCAAAAAUUAAACUUAAACAUUAUUGAAGGUAUAUCGUUUGUAAAGGUGUUAUUUGAAGAAGGCGUAAAUGAUAUAUGGGCAGCACUCGAUGAUACCACUAGGCAAAGGUUAAGUGAUCUAUCAUUUGAAAUACUCUUUUCAUCAGAUCAGGGAAGGGAUCUCGCCAAAGUACUGGUCAAAGCCAUCGUGAAUCAAAAUAUAGCCAAAGGAUCGAAUGUUGACACUGUUGCUGAUGCUCUUAGACGCAGGUGUGGAAGUUUUUGCAGUGCAGAUGAUGUAAUUAUUUUUAGGGCUCAGGAACAACUGAAGAAGUCCUCGGAGAUUGGUUCCAACACUGACAUGGGACGCAAACUCCUCAAUGAAAGUCUCAAGCUUUUUAAUCAAGUUGCUGGCUCUCUGACAUUUGGGAACCUUCAAUCAGCUGUAUGUCAGUUUUUAGACGUGCAAUUUUUCGCUGGUGCCAUCAGUCUAUCUCUUCUCGUCGCCCAUGAAUCUGACCGAGGAAACAGAGCCUUAGCUUGGGUAAAUGAAGAUAGGCCUGCAGCUGAUCCCCGCUGUUCUCUUUUUGAGUUUCGAAAACAGUGCUAUAAUUUGGUAUAUCAAAUUCUAGAACAUAUAGAGGCGUAUUGUAGCUCUGAGCCGGACAUGAUUGAUGGUAAUCCAACCCUUGCAGCCACUCGAAGAAAUGAAGCUAGUCAAGUUGUCAAUACUUCCGAUGAUGAACUCUUCCAGUUUGAUCUCUACGAAUGGUACCUCGCCAAUGGGAAAGAGAGAACUUUACUAUCUAUCGAUUCGGAUUAUGUGGUACAAUUCCUGACCAAGUCGGCCAGUUCUAGCCUCGAAAGGGCCGACUUACUAUGGAAAUUUCAUCAGGGUCGUGAUCAAUUCUAUGAGGCUGCAAUGGUUCAAUCAGGACUAGCAAAAAGUGAUUUUGAUAUUCCCCUUGCUCGAAGAAUUGAGUACCUAUGUCGAGCGAAGGCAAAUGCAUCUGCCCUAACCUCUCAGACACAGCUUGUCGGUAGACAAGCACGCCAAGUUCUUCAAUAUGAGAUUAUAGAACUUCUUGAUGUGGCUAACAUUCAAGAUGAGAUAUUGCAGAGAUUGAUGGCUGAUCCUAGAACUGACGAAGCUAAUCGACAACGUAUUCUCGCAAAGCUAGAUGGCAAAAUCCGUGAUUUGACCGUGCUUUACAAUGAAUUUGCGGAUCAGGCAUCAUACUUUGAUAUCUGUCUAACUAUCUAUGAGGCAGCCUCCCAUCGAAAUGAUGCUGAUAUAGCAGCUACCUGGCGACAACUUCUUGACACAACACACAGUAAGGUAAUGGCUGAUCCAGCGUCAGGCCAACUACCAUACGAGGCGGUUAUUACGAUGGUUCGAGAAAUGUCUCGACGUCUUGGUCCAUCGGAAUCCACAUUCAGUCCUCACAUACUUAUACCCAUGCUUGAGAAAUAUGGUGCAGAAAGUCAAUUCCUUAUUGGUCCUCGCGUAUGGCUUCCGCAACUCUUUAUAGAAGUCGGGUUCUCCCAUGAGGUUAUUAUCGGCGUGUUACAGGACAUGUGGUAUCAAAAUUUAACCCCUUUUACCGAACAAAAGAGACGUAUACUGGCUGAGCAUAUUCUUUACGUCAUUGAGCAGUGGUAUGAAGACUGCAUGCGUGCAAAUAGUAGAUUAUUUGGCAGCGAUGAAGUUGCCAGCAACGUGACGCAGUUGUUGGAAAAGCUUGUUGAUUCAGAUCUAACUGCGGCUGACUUAGAUGUUUGUGCAGAGCUACGGCGACGAAUACAGAGAGCUUUUCAUUCAGGGACUAAUGUCGAUCGUGCGACUGUACGAAAGCGAGUCACUUAA
Messenger RNA from Blumeria graminis f. sp. triticale, 4071 nucleotides. The record is from the annotation of a GenBank genome assembly. Lineage: Eukaryota; Fungi; Ascomycota; Leotiomycetes; Helotiales; Erysiphaceae.